Molecule: messenger RNA, 1659 nt
Organism: Brenthis ino (lesser marbled fritillary)
Lineage: Eukaryota; Metazoa; Arthropoda; Insecta; Lepidoptera; Nymphalidae
Source: the annotation of a GenBank genome assembly
AUGAUGUUUGAUCCUCCCGACUUUCCCUUUAAAGAAUUAACAGAAUCUAUAAAGGUUCAUUAUGGCGCAGAAGGCGUUCUUUAUAAUGAUACAAUGGUUAAUGAUUCAGUAACAGCUGAUAAAGAUCUAGUUAAAGUAACAGAGGCAAUUAUUUCUUCAGUAGAAAAUCAGUUAACAUUUAACACGAAUAAUACUGGACGAUUUUUUGAUGUUGAAAAUGCUACUUUCCAUUUACAACAGGGAAAUGCUGAACAGAAUUCUGAAUCUUAUAUUUUGGAGCCAGAUAACUUAUUUAAUUAUGAACCCACUUUGCUUGACGAUAACAUUGUCAACCAAUUUUUAUUGCCAAUACAAGAAUCUUCAGAAAAAAACAAGAGUUCAGAAAAUAUUGGUCCUGACCUCUUGGCCCUUCAUUCGUGUGUGUUAUGUCAUGAAAUAUUUACCACAGAUGCGGAUCUACUUGACCACACAAUAUCUACACAUGCUUCAGAUCCCUCGAUUAAGCAGGAUUCAAAUAUCUCUCUAUAUAGUAAUAUUAAUAAUAUAACAAUAAACGAGUCUAAAGAUAGCUCAAAUUUCGACUGUGAAUGGCUGGUAUGCUGUACAUGUGAGAGGAUUCUGUCGACCGCGCUCGAGUCUGAGCCACGUGAACAGCUAUGUUGUACGGACAUAAGCGGCAAGGGAAGCGUAGGCUCGAGGAGAUUAAGCUCUAUGUUCGUGUGUGACUACUGUAGUUACUUGUUUGCCAACGGGGAAGCUCUCGACCGGCACCGACUCACAUGCUUCGGACAAGAAGACUUUUAUCCUUUACAAGCGGAGGAAUCGAUUUUAGAAUUAACUACAACACAAUCAAACAAAACGUGUAUUUCCUGCACUAUCUGUAGGAAGCAAUACAAAAAUGAAGAAGAGUUGCGUAUUCAUAAUGUAGAAUGCUGUCGGCCGGCAGGCAGGCAGCGCCGGCCAUACUCCACUAGCAAUAGAAACAAAAUGUGGAAUUGUGGAUCAUGUAAUCAACUUUUUACGACUGCGAGGGAACUGUAUCGUCACAAGCGCGGAGAGGAUAGACCGCCGGGAACACCGUUAAUGGCUUACGUUUGUGAAGAAUGUGACAAGGUCCUAGGCAGUAUGUGCGCAUUGCACACUCACAAAAAGAUGCACAAAGUAUCGAAACCCGGAUAUCCCUGCACAGUGUGCGGUCGUCGCUUUAACCAGUCUGGUCACCUGGCGAUCCACAUGCGCAUGCACACGGGCGAGCGCCCGUAUCCUUGUGACUUGUGUUCGAAGGCAUUUAAAGUUAAGGUUCCCAGAGUUUUUUCCAUAGUUAAUAUAAUGGUGUGGCGGCAGGUGGAGCGCGACGACCAUCGCCGGACACACACGGGCGAACGCCCCUUCGCGUGCAACGCCUGCCCCAAGACGUUCACUGCUGCUGCACGCUUGCGUGAACACGCGCGCAUACACACCGACCAAAGGCCUUACAAGUGCGAUAUCUGCGGUGCAGCGUUUCGAAGGCCGUACGCUCGCACAGUCCACACCCUCAUACACACAGGAGAAAAGCCCCAUGAAUGUGACAUUUGUGGAACCGCUUUUAGACGUUCGGGAGAUAUGUGGAAGCACAAAAGGACACUUCAUGGAGUAUUCAGCAGCAAUGGAGAAACAAAU